Messenger RNA from Hevea brasiliensis (rubber tree), 2103 nucleotides. Its product is annotated as B3 domain-containing transcription factor LEC2. Bases 445 to 1728 code for a protein of 427 amino acids. The record is from RefSeq and is a predicted model, not a curated record. Gene Ontology annotation, molecular function: DNA binding; DNA-binding transcription factor activity. The transcript has 6 exons. NCBI's taxonomy places the organism in Eukaryota, Viridiplantae, Streptophyta, Magnoliopsida, Malpighiales, Euphorbiaceae.
CAUAUUUAAACCAAAGGUGGCGCCAAGUUUCAAACUCUAUGCUUCACUGUCUCAAGCUCCUCACUGGUCAGUUGGCUAUCCCAAAACCACCUCUCUCCGGCCACUUGUCACCCUCUUCGACCUAUUGGCACGCUCUGUUCGAUCCCCCAUUCGCCUACACUAGUCUUUUCACACUAUCUCCUACUCUUUCAUGGCCUUUUCUCUCUCUACACCCACCCCUCUGCACCUCUUGACGCGUUUCUCGUGCUUUUUCAACACCUGGGCUCCUCCUACUGGCAGCAUUUUGCACCACCAUGACCAUCUCUUACCAGAUUUACUCUCAUUAGGAAAUGAAAAAAUCCACUUCCGCAUUCUCAUCCACACAGAUAUACAGAAAUUCCCUCUGAUCACCAGCACAACCCCAAAGGCCUAGUGUCACCACUGUCCUUGUGCCCAUUUUGAUAAAUGGAGAGCCCCUUUUCACCCUUAUCCACAGAUGCUAGCAAAACCACCAUUACCACCAAUGAUAGCAAAGCAAAAAUGGGGGGUUGUUCUCAGAAUUCCCCGUUCUCCUCUAUCUGUGGACCACUGAGCUAUCCGUCAACAUCUUCAAAUUCAUCAACUCAGUCUUACCAUUGUCCAGUAGACUGCAGCAUGCUACCACAUUUUCAAAGCUUGCAAUUUCCACAAGCAUAUCCUCUAGGGCACGCUGGCCAGUACUCACCAUCAGCAUAUCCUUUGUAUCCCUUCUGGUUCAUGCAGAAUGGGAUUGAAAUUCAAAAAUCAUGUUUUUUGCAGCCAAAUGGGUUGUCAAUAGAGCAAGAAAGAAGAGUUCUUGAUGCAUACAAGACCAAGGUUGCAAGAAGCAAGCGAAAACUUGCACGACAAAGGAGCCUUAGCAAAAAUUCUUCUUCUGGUGCUAAUUCGUCUCAGGUGGAUACAAGAAGACUGUCCUUCAAUGGUGCUAGUAACAAAGAGCAAGAUUGCCAGAGCUUCAUCAACAGAGAUCUCUAUAAAAUCUGCACACCAGAUAACAAGAGACUGAGGGUGUUGCUAAGUAAGGAGCUGAAGAACAGUGAUGUUGGGUCUCUUGGAAGGAUUGUCCUUCCAAAGAGAGGGGCAGAGGAAAAUCUUCCUAUCCUCUCUGACAAAGAAGGCAUCCAAGUAGUGAUUAGAGAUGUAAACUCUACCAAAGAGUGGAGCUUGAAGUUCAAGUUUUGGUCUAACAACAAGAGCAGAAUGUAUGUUCUUGAAAACACAGGAGAUUUUGUAAAGCAAAAUGGGCUGGAGAUUGGAGAUUCCCUUACACUUUACGAGGAUGAGUGCAAGAAUCUCUAUUUCUCCAUCAAGAAGGUGGAAACACCACAAGUGGAGGUGUCAUACAAACAACACUCCAUAAACCAAAACUACCUAUAUAUACCACAUACGUACCAAGCUAGGGAUGAAGAAGAAGCAUCUUUGCAACUACUUAUAGAACAACUUAAACAUAAAGAACAGCAAGAAGCUAACAGCCUUGUGACUUUGUCUGUGGAUAUUGCUUCUUCUUAUAGGCGCAAAGAGGACGAGAGAAUUGGCCCAUUAAACAACAUAACCAGCAUUAGUUUCUAUCCUCAACCAGCACCUGCAGCUGUGCAAUCCUCAUCUUCACCACACAGUAUAACGAGAAUUCUAGAUGAUCACUAUAUUGAUGACUGCUAUACUGGCCUUGGUGUUCUUCCUGAUGUCAACAGGUAUAAUUUUUCGCUAUGAUCAAAGCCUAUGGUAGGUUGGGAGGCUAUCAAGUUUAAUGACAAGGAAGUGGAGAAACAAGUGUGUGUUAAAUCAUGGCCAAUGAAGCGACUUGGAGGUUUAGUAAUAUGUUUUUUGCUCUAUACUGAUACCCAAUUGUUUCUGGACAGGGAACAUUUUUUUUUCUUUUCUGGUGUUUGGGAUGACAUAGAGGAGCUAGACAUUCUUUGAACAGAAUAAUAGUUAUUAAAGUUUGUGUUUUCAGUUCUGGAAAAGGAAAUGAGAAGAAGCUAGUGUGUGUUUGUUUAGAAGAGCUUCUUGUUGUUGUUUUGUAAUUGCUCUGGUCUAUAGAAAUUAAAUUUGUGUGAAUGGAACAAAUUUGUUUUAUUGUUUCAA